Naegleria lovaniensis is the source of this 717-nucleotide messenger RNA. RefSeq lists its product as uncharacterized. The transcript has 4 exons. Gene Ontology annotation, molecular function: antiporter activity; nucleotide-sugar transmembrane transporter activity. The record is from RefSeq and is a predicted model, not a curated record. The coding region runs from base 1 to 717 and encodes 238 amino acids. NCBI's taxonomy places the organism in Eukaryota, Heterolobosea, Eutetramitea, Acrasida, Naegleriidae. Gene Ontology annotation, cellular component: Golgi apparatus.
AUGUCAAUUGUGGUCGGAAUGUGCUUUGUCAUUUAUGGAGACUUUUAUUUGAAUCUUACAGGAUCGAUCAUUGCUCUGAUGGCCAUACUUUUUGGAGCCACAUCACAAAUUGCAAUCAAUUAUUACUGCAAAGAAUAUGAUAUCAAUGGAUUUGAAUUAUUAUUCAACCACUCUAUUUAUUCUUCAAUAUUUUUGGCCAUUUUAGCCUUUCCUGUUGAUGGUGUAGAAUCAAUUUCACAUAGUAUGAACAGAUUUCUGACUGAUCCCUCUUUCUUUAACGUCAUUAUUAUUUCAUGUUUUGCUGCUUUUAUUGUCAAUGUUGCUGGUUAUUUAGUAAUUGGAAAAUUAUCUCCCCUUACGUUUCAAGUGCUUGGCCAUGCUAAGACCAUUUCAAUUUUAAUUGGAGGAUUUUUGUUCUUUGAUCAAGAAAAUGAAUUGAAUCCAAUCAAGCUUUUUGGUAUCUUAAUAGCCUUGGCUGGAACUAUUGCAUACUCCUACAUUAAAUACCAGCAAGAAAUCAAGAAGGACCAGUCUACAAGUACCAGCAGCGUCAGCACUAGCGAAAAUGUUGCAAAGCAUGAACCUUUGCCUCAAUCAGAACAAGAAGCAGAUGAUCUUGAGGCCAAUCUCGAAAAGCAAUCCUCAACAGAACAGCCAACAAAUGAAGUUGUGACAACAACUGUCGAGGAACUGCCCGUACAAGAAAGCAAGAAAUAA